This is a messenger RNA of Owenia fusiformis, 606 nucleotides long. NCBI's taxonomy places the organism in Eukaryota, Metazoa, Annelida, Polychaeta, Sabellida, Oweniidae. The record is from the annotation of a GenBank genome assembly.
GUCUCCAACCAAUCACUUUGUCACGGUUUAGAGGCUAUUUCGGCGCCAUGCUUAAAAGUCUAUGAAAAGAUAAGUCUUUGUAAAUAAAGUUGAAAUACUGCAUAUAUAUGUGAUCAACAGAGUUAAAGAAAAACCGAUGUAGGUAGCAAUCAUGGCAGAUCCAAAAGAAGAACCCAGGGCACUGGUCAGUUCUCUAUUGAGGGAACUUAAGGACUUCAAACCUUACAUAGAAGAACAUAUUAGGAAAAUAGAUGGAACAUUUACGCUUCUACUCAUGAAGACAGACAUGGUGAAAAGUCGAAUACAGCUCACUCAUCAACAGUUACUACAUCAACUGAACAGGGUGCAGCAGGAGAUCAUCCAAGACUUGGGGAAGGUAAAGGGAGAGAGAGAAAAGUCCCUUGCGACAUACAAAGUAAUCCUAAAUCAACAUUUGGACCAGAUUAAGAAAGCAAGCAUGCAAGCUGAGCGUCUGCUUGAGUUAGGCCAUGAGGACCAACUCCAGGAAGAUUGCCAAUUGAUAAGUCUCAAGCUGGGAGAGUUGAUGAAGAUGCCUAAAGUACCUGCAUUUGAUGCUUUAACAGUAUUAGACUUCGUUCCAUCCCC